AUGGAGACAUUAACUGAUGAUAUUUUGAAAGAAAUAUUUUCAAAUUCAUAUUACUACAAAUUAUAUGAUAAAUUCAAUGAAAAAGUGGAAGGAAAUACGUUAACAACUGAAUAUUGUACUAAGAUAACUGAGCCUAAAGAUGGUAAUAAUGGAUUAUAUGAUUUGUGCGUUAAGGUUGAAAAACAAUUAACUGAAUUGAAAGAUAGUUUAUCAUAUAAGGAUCAAUGCUUACAUUUUCUUUACUGGAUAUACUACAGAGUGUGGUUAUUAUCUAGGGACAAUUCAUAUGAUCACGCAGUUAUUUUUGAACAUCUUAAUAAUAUAAAGGAGUGUUUAAAUAAAAAAAAAAAAACUAUUUAUAAUUGUCCAUACUAUAGCUGUAAUAAAGAUAUUUUGACUGAAUGGGUUGAAGAAAAAUUUUUGUAUGAUUACUUUACGAAUUUUGAUACUAUUACUAAAAAUUAUUGUUCCGAUACGAGUAAAAGAAAUAAUUUCAAAAAAUAUAUUAAUUCCAUAAGCAGUAUAUAUUUAAAACAUAAAAGUUAUUGCUGUCCUUUCAAGUCUUACAGAUGUUUAAAAUAUUUUUCAUGUGAUGAAAAGCAUAACCCUGCCAAUUUCUUUACAACCGUAACAUGUGAUAGUAAUAAAUUACCCGUUAUAAAGAAUGAUGAAAAAUAUGAUUGGAUUCAUAAAGGGGAGCAUAAAUAUUUUCGGUGUACAGAAAUAAAAACGAAAGAUGGUACUGUAUUUAAUUCAUGUUCUAUAUUUGAACCAAAAACUAACGAAUCUACCACCCCCACUUUUAAUGAAACUAAUGGAAAAAAUCAAGGAGCCACACCAUCUUCUCUGAGUGACACCGUGAAGGAAAAAACUCAUGGUUCAAACAGUGCAAAAGGGAAGGGAUCUCAAGGCGAAGUUAAUUCUGAAAGUUCACAAUCAGGAAAUGUCACAUUACCACAAGAUACAAGAGAAUUAAAUCGAAAUGAAACAAAAUGCGAGAAAUAUUUAGUAAAAGAUGCGUCAGGGAACUGCGCAGAACCAAAUGUACGUGAAACUGGAACUAUUGGAUUUAUGAUGCCUACUGCAGAUAAAGAAAUGUUUAUGAGUAUAUUAUCUGGCAAUUACUAUGAUUUUCCUUUUUUUCCGGGUGCCAAUAACAAAUUUACACGGAUAGGCGUCUCAUUCCUUCUAAUAUUGGGAAUAUUAUUAGUUUUGUUUAUUUAUUAUAAGUUUACACCUUUUGGAUCAGUGAUACAUAGAAGAAUGUUAAAGAAAAAGGAAGUUAAGAUAAAUAACAGAGGUUACCCUAAAGGUCAUGCUAUGAGUAAUGUUAAACCUAGAGUUCAUAAAAAAGCAACAUCCCGUACACCAAAAAAUAUGAAUACAAAUAAGCAGGGAGCACGAACACGCAUAGCUUAUAAUCCCACAUAA
This is a messenger RNA of Plasmodium gonderi, 1431 nucleotides long. Its product is annotated as variable surface protein. The record is from RefSeq and is a predicted model, not a curated record. Bases 1 to 1431 code for a protein of 476 amino acids. Lineage: Eukaryota; Apicomplexa; Aconoidasida; Haemosporida; Plasmodiidae. The transcript has 3 exons.